UGGUCCGUCCCUAGGAAUUACUAAGAUCCCCAGGAUGUUGUUCUGUAAGGCGUUGAUCUCUUGGGUGAGUCCUGGGGUUUUUCGUGUGUUGCUCUCUAAAUUGUUGAUCUUGUGGGUUAAUUCAUAUGAUCCUUAAGGUGUUGAUUUCUAAGGAGGUGAUAUUUUGAGUCAAUUUCCUAGGAUCUUGAGGAUCAUCUUUUGGGUGAAUUCCUGGGAUCUCAAAAUUGUUGUAUACUAAUGAGUUGAUCUAGGUUGUUCUGUAAGGGUAUCGAUCUCUUGGGUAAAUUCCCAGGGCCCAAAGGUGUUUGUUCUCUAAGAAGUUGAUCUUGUGGGUUAAUCCCUAUUUAAUUAAAGUAAAUAUAUUUAAUAAAAUAUCAAAUCCAUUUAUGGUUUUUAUUUUUUUUGUUCAUAUAUUUUUAUAAUUUUUAAGUCUUCUUUUUUACUUAGUUAACUAAUCCACCCGAUAAAAGAAAGAAAAAAAUUUUUUUUAAAGAAGAACAUUCCCCCCAAUUUGUUCCCCUCCCGUCACAUUUUCUUUUCUUUAUAUUUUUUGGGUUUCCUUUCAUUGGACACACAAAUAAAUUCUUUUUGGAAUAAAAGGGAAGGACACAAGCAAUCUCGUCAUUUGGUGGCUAGUUUUUGUUUCCUUAACAAACAAACAAGCAAAAUAAAAUAAAAAAAUAUUUUUCCUUCCCCAAGUUUUUUUUCAUCUUUGCUUUUUUUAAUUUCCGUAGAAAAAAAACAUUUUUUAUGCAGAUUGAAUUUAUUAAAUAAAAAAAUUUAUAUUAAGUAAAUAUUUACAUAAAAAAAGAAAAAAAGAGUGUCAGAUUAGAUUUAAAGAAAAGAAAGUCAAAAAAGCUUCUUUUCUCAAAAAUCUCGUCAUUCAUCUCCUUAACUUUAAGGAAUUUUUUUUCUUUUUUUGCCUUUUUUCUGCGCUCUUUAAUCCUUCAAAAAUGAUGAUGCUUGGAGGAGGGGAUAGAAGAAAUACUACGACAAGUUUUGCUUCCCCAACAAUUUCAAGCAGUCCAUCCAAAAGAAGAAGAAGAACAACAACAACUCAAAAUAAUUUAGAAAUUGCUGCAACUAACAACGAAUUUAAUUUGCCAAUUAAUACGGGUAUUGUAAGGACAAAUAAUACAAUAAAUGGUGGUUGGACACCAACAAAUGCUAUAAACUUGCCAGGCCCAUCAACUACUCGUUCCCCCAAUGUUAACCAAUUAAAAAGACAAAAUUCAACAUUUAAUAGAACAACAAACAUUCAAAAUUCCCAACAACAAGAAACAGAAAGAGAUAGACGUAAAUCACGUGCAAGUUCAUUAGCAGCAGCAAUGUCAACGAGAAAAUUAAGUUUAUUUAAUAGAUGGAAAAAUCAAGCAUUGGCUGACACGGCUUUAGAUGGAAUUAGUGAAGAAGAAAUGAUUGAAUAUAAAGAAGCUUUUCGAUUAUUUGAUAAGGACGGAAACGGAUCAAUUUCAUCAAAAGAAUUGGGUGUAGCAAUGCGCUCUUUAGGCCAAAAUCCAACAGAACAAGAAUUAUUAGAUAUGGUAAAUGAAGUUGAUAUUGAUGGAAGUGGAAAUAUAGAUUUUGCUGAAUUUUGUCAAAUGAUGAAAAGAAUGAAUAAAGAAAAUGAUAGUGAAAUGAUUCGAGAAGCCUUUAGAGUUUUUGAUAGAGACGGGAAUGGAUAUAUUACAGCAGAUGAAUUUAGAUAUUUUAUGACGACUAUGGGGGAACAAUUUAGUGAAAAUGAAGUUGAUGAAAUUAUUGAGGAAGUUGAUAUUGAUGGGGAUGGACAGAUAAAUUAUGAAGAAUUCGUUAGAAUGAUGACAUCUUAA
Messenger RNA from Meloidogyne enterolobii, 1832 nucleotides. The record is from the annotation of a GenBank genome assembly. NCBI's taxonomy places the organism in Eukaryota, Metazoa, Nematoda, Chromadorea, Rhabditida, Meloidogynidae.